CCGACAUUUUGGAGCGAAAGUAAGUGCAACAAAAUUGUGAAAAGAUCUUGUCUUAACUACCAAACUACUUUCUUAUAACAAUAAGAGAGGUUAACCAUGUAUAAUCAAGGCCCGUCAAGAGGUGGGAAUUUUCAGCCGUACUCCCAUGUUGUCCCAACCCAGUUUUUAUUUCAAAAUCAGCAACCACAGAUGGGCGUAGGGAUGCCUUACUCUGGACAGCUUCCCUACCAACAGCCAUUAAACCAAGGUUAUUCAGCAGGUAUAGUACAGUGGAACAAUGCACCCAGUAUGAAUUUCCAUGGCAUGGGGUCAGGUUAUGGCAGCAGUUCCAGUGCCGGGCCCAGCCGAACAAGAUCGUCCCCACGGGUAUAUCCAGUCCCAAGCUCCACUAGGCCCAGAGACCAGUAUUCUGGCAUGCCAGGAACCAGUCGAAGUCACAAUGCCACUAAACACAUCAGAAACACCACCAGGCUCCGACCCAACCCUCUAGUCAGCACACCGCUCAAGCGAGGGCAUGUUGGUGGUGAGAAGGAGAGGAAGGAUGAGCCAGACAUGAAGAAGAAACGGGUAGUAGACAAACUGCGGGCCACGCUGCCUCCAGCCUCAAAAAACGACACUAAUGCUAAUAUUACUGCUGAAAUAUGGAAGUACUUUGAGCGCAACAAGCAGUCUGACUCAAUGUAUGAGAGGAAAGUAGAUCUGAGGAAUGCUUUGUAUGCAGUUUUCAAGGAGGUCUUCCCAUACAGUGGUCUGUACAUGGUGGGAUCAUCUAUGAGUGGGUUUGCGACGCAGACCAGUGACAUGGACCUCUGUCUCAUGGUCACUGCACAACAGAUUGAAGGGAAGAAGGAAGCAGUUGAAAUCCUGAUUGCAAUACAGAAUGCUUUACGGAGAUCAAAAUUUGUUCAACAAUCUCAGGUGAUAAGAGCAAAGGUCCCAAUUCUCAAAUUCAAGGACAGUUUGCGGAGUAUUGAGUGUGAUCUGAACAUCAACAACCCAGUGGGCAUCAGAAACACACACCUACUCAGAUACUACGCUUCCAUGGACUGGCGUGUGCGUCCCUUGGUGCUUUUUGUGAAGAAGUGGGCCCGUUUCCAUGACAUCAAUGAUGCAUCCAAGCAGACGGUUUCCAGCUACUCCCUCUGCCUCAUGGUGUUACAUUACUUGCAAGCUGGUUGUAAGCCACCUGUGUUGGACUCCGUGCAGAAGCUUUAUCCUGACCUGUUUAACUUUGGUGAUGACGUUCGGAACCUGCAGAUGAAUGUUAAAAUUGAGUUUAAGAGUGAGAACACAGACAGUCUCGGGGAUCUCUUCCUUGGAUUCCUCAAGUACUACACACACGAGUUUGAUUUUGAGUCAGAUGUGGCCAGUGUACGACAGGGAAUCAGACUGCCUGUCCACCUGGUGAAGACCUGGACACGCCCUGCAGAGCUCACCAUGUGGAAAUGCCUCAAAGUAGAAGAGCCCUUUGACAAGAGCAACACAGCCAGAUCUUGCUAUGAUGAGGCAACAUUUGCACGUGUACAAAGAGUAAUUGCCCGCAGCUACAGAACAUUGUGUGUGAAACGAGACGUGAAUGCAUUGUUAAGUUCUCCGUUCUAGUGCUGUGUUGGUUCAGGCAACUUGUCGAGCGUGUUCUUGAUCUCAGGGUGCUAUCUCCUUUUGUUACAUUACCAUGCUGGAUUGUGUGACUGUUAUUUAUGAUAUCAUUAUUUGGUAAUAUUGUACUUGUUUGAUACCAUUUAUGUUUUUGCUACAUUUUUCAUUCAUACUUUAUUUUGUUGCACCGUUCAUGUUUUUUGAAUGCAAUAUUUGUAUUUGGUGAUUUUGAGUUCUGUAUACUUAUGUUGCUUAUAUUGAUAAUUAUUUAAAUUCUGACAGACAGUGAAACUGCCCAUCUGUGAUAUUUAGCCUGCCAAUGAUGUUGUUCAGAAGUAUUCAGUAAUUACCAGUGUAUAUUGCAAAUUAAAAUGAUGCAAAUGUU
Molecule: messenger RNA, 1984 nt
Organism: Mya arenaria
Lineage: Eukaryota; Metazoa; Mollusca; Bivalvia; Myida; Myidae
Product: poly(A) RNA polymerase gld-2 homolog A-like
Exons: 14
Coding region: 97-1602 (501 amino acids)
Cellular component (GO): cytosol
Molecular function (GO): poly(A) RNA polymerase activity
Source: RefSeq, a predicted model, not a curated record